Messenger RNA from Metarhizium brunneum ARSEF 3297, 357 nucleotides. RefSeq lists its product as uncharacterized. The record is from RefSeq and is a predicted model, not a curated record. Lineage: Eukaryota; Fungi; Ascomycota; Sordariomycetes; Hypocreales; Clavicipitaceae.
AUGUUUCGGAGCAUCUUGGUGGUGCUUUUGACAGCAAUUUCCUACAUCCUUCCUGGCGCCGGCGCAAUCGAAGAGGUGGGUGUAGCAAGCUGCAUGUUCGGAACGGACUUCUUCACCCUCAGCUACACGAUCCGCUCGGGAGCGACGACUCUGUCUCGAUGCUUUGCCGACGCGGGAGAAAUGGAAAUGAGCCAGAGCGACGUGGUGUCGUACUCUUCUGGCAACAACAAGGGCUGGUUCGAUUACGAGCCCGGGGACGGUUAUCUGUACCGACAUUCAUUUAACAAGAGCAACACAAUUUUCAUACACGGCGUUGACACAACCUGGGGGCGUGUUGUCAAGAUACAUAUCGAUUAG